This is a messenger RNA of Haemorhous mexicanus (house finch), 1365 nucleotides long. RefSeq names its product protein TsetseEP-like. Lineage: Eukaryota; Metazoa; Chordata; Aves; Passeriformes; Fringillidae. The record is from RefSeq and is a predicted model, not a curated record. The transcript is spliced from 4 exons. Bases 89 to 1204 code for a protein of 371 amino acids.
CCCGGCUCAUCCCGGCUCUCCCGGCCGUGAUCCCGUCCGGUCCCGGCUCAUCCCGGCUCUCCCGGCCGUGAUCCCGUCCGGUCCCGCCAUGGCCGCGAUGCUGAAGCUCUGGGCAGCGCUGCUGCUGGCCGGGCUCGCCGGCAGCCUGGCCACUGCCCGCCCCGUGGAGGAGGACGGGCUCCUGGCCGAGCUCGGCAACCUGCUGGACCCCCAUGAGGGACCCCUGGAGCUUGAGGACCCCCACGAGAAACCCCAGGAGCUGCUGGGGGGGCUGCUGGACCCCGAGGAGGAACCCCCGGAGCUUGAGGACCCCCAUGAGGAACCCGAGAAACCCCAGGAGCUGCUGGGGGGGCUGCUGGACCCCGAGGAGGAGCCCCCGGAGCUUGAGGACCCCCAUGAGGAACCCCAGAAACCCCAGGAGCUGCUGGGACUGCUGCUGGACCCCGAGGAGGAACCCCCGGAGGUGGAGUUUCCUGAGGUGAGCCCUGCAGGGCCCGAGGAACCCGAAGAGAGCCCGGAGGAACCUGAGGAACCCGAAGAGAGCCCGGAGGAGCCCGAGGAACCCGAAGAGAGCCCGGAGGAAUUCGAGGAGAGCCCGGAGGAAUUCGAGGAGAGCCCGGAGGAACCCGAGGAGAGCCCAGAGGAACCCGAGGAGAGCCCGGAGGAAUUCGAGGAACCCGAGGAGAGCCCGGAGGAGCCCGAGGAGAGCCCCGAGGAACCCGAGGAACCCGAAGAAAGCCCUGAAGAGUCGGAAGAUCCUGAAGAAAGCCCUGAGGAGCCUGAGGAUCCUGAGGAACCCGAAGAGAACCCAGAGGAACCUGAGGAACCUGAGGAGAGCCCUGAAGAGCCCGAGGAUCCUGAAGAGAGCCCUGAAGAGUCGGAAGAUCCUGAAGAGAGCCCAGAGGAACCCGAGGAGAGCCCAGAGGAACCCGAGGAACCCGAGGAGAGCCCGGAGGAGCCUGAGGAGCCCGAGGAGAGCCCUGAAGAGCCUGAGGAGCCCGAGGAGAGCCCUGAGGAAUCUGAGGAACCCGAAGAGGGCCCUGAGGAGUCGGAGGAGCUCAGUGUGGAUCCGAGUGUCCUGGUGGACCUGGCAGAGAGACUGAAAGAGUUGCAGGAAGGCGAGACGAACGAGGGGAUCCUGUCUCAUCUCAUGGACGCGAUUAACUGGCUGGUGACCCACCUGAGCAACCACCUCUUCGGGUGAGCAGUGAGCACCGCGAGCGCCGUGAGCACCGUGAGCGCUCCCCCCGCGCCGGGGACGGACCCCGCUCCUCCCGCCGAGCUCCCGGCUCGUCCCGCGGCUUUCCCCGCUCCAGGCACCCCCCCCUGCCCCGCACACCCCAAAUAAAGCCGAUCCCAAACGCC